Closterium sp. NIES-65 is the source of this 7326-nucleotide messenger RNA. The record is from the annotation of a GenBank genome assembly. NCBI's taxonomy places the organism in Eukaryota, Viridiplantae, Streptophyta, Zygnematophyceae, Desmidiales, Closteriaceae.
AUGACCUGGGAGCCCUCCUCUUGCAUUUGCAGCUUCCACUCCCAUCAUUUCCCUUCUCCACCCCCACCUGCCCACCCGCCCUUUCACCCACCUCUCAGCUCGUUCUGGACGGCUGCCGCCGUUGCUACUGGAUGGCCUGGGAACCCUCCUCUGUCGCACAGACUGCAAUACCCCUGCUCUUCCCGCUUUCCCCCAACCCAUCAGCUCCUUCUGGACGGCUGCCGCCGCUGCUACUGGAUGACCUGGGAGCCCUCCUCUGUGCGCCUCUGCACUGCCAGCUGGAGCCCUACUACCCGCCAGGCUGCAGAAGUGAAGGGAGAAAGGGUGAAGGCAGGAGAAGCAGAAGGAGGAGGAGUGGGAGCACUGGUGACGGGAGGGUCAGGAGAAGCGGGAGGGGCAGGGAGUGGGGAAUGGAGGAGGGAGGAGAUGCAGGAGGAGCGGAUGGGGCUGAUGGGGGAGGUGAAUGGCAUGGUGAAUGCGGUGAUGGGGGCGCUGGAGAAGCUGGUGUGUGCUGGCGUGGGGCUCGAUGUGAUGGGCGCAGACAUGCGCGCACUUGUCUCCUUUGCCCUCUAUUGCCCUCAGGCCAACCAGCUGGUGUGUGCUGGCGUGGGGCUGGAUGUCAUGGGGGCAGACAUUCGCGCUCUCGUCUCCUUUGCGCUGCAGUGCCCUCAGGCCAACCAGGUGGCACGGGUGCUGCUGCUGCUGCUCUACCGCCUCAUGUCUCAGCCCAACAGCAGCAGACCAUCAGCCUUCGUGGUGCAAGUACUUGCAUCAGGCGGAGCAGAGAUGCUCCUGGCCCAACAGCAGCAGCAGCAGCAGGGACUUAUUCAACCUUAUCCUCGUCUGCUCUCUCCUCCCUUCCCUUUCAUUCCAGGUGGCACGGGUGCUGCUGCUGCUAUACCGACUCAUGUCUCAGCCCAACAGCAGCAGAGCAUCAGCCUUUAUGGUGCAGUUCCUUGCAUCAGGCGGAGCAGAAAUGCUCCUGGCGCUGCUGCUGCGGGAGACCCAGUUGGCUCGAUUGACGAUAAGAAAACUGAGGCAGAGAAACCGGACUCAGCAGUAGGCAAAGAGGGUGGCGAGAGAGGCUCAAAGGCAGCAACAGGAGCAGCAGGAGGAGCAGGGGCAGCGGGAACAGGAAGCAGGAGAAGCUCUAGUGGGCUCUCGCAUGAAUCAGCAAGUGUGGAGCAGUCAGGAGUGGGCAAAGAGCAGGAGAGAGGAUCGGAGGAGGGCGAGGAGGAGGAUGGGGAGGAGGGCACUAGGAGGGGAGUAGCGGAGGUGGCAGCAGUGGUGGCGAGGCUAAGGGCGAAGCAGGUGUAUGAGGACGACGCAGAGGAGAGUGCGGUGCAGGUGACAAAGGAAGGGAUGGCCGUGCUUGCUCCGUGGGUGUGUGUGUCUGUGCCUCGCUUGGCCCGGACUGGCCCUGCGUCUGCUUCUUCCUCUCUGAAAUCUGCCUCCAGUCAUGCGAGCGGCGGUGCCGGUGCUGGUGCUGCUGCUGUGGCGGCGGCGGCUGCUGCUGUUGCGAAAGUUGCAAGUAGGGAUGGGGGAGGCGGCAGCAGGGGUAUUGGCGCCAGCAGCAGUGCGGGUAGCAGUGGCACAGUUGGUUUGGGAGCGGUGGUGACGGAGAGGGCAGGGAAGGACCGCAGUAAUGUGGGUGCGUGGGCGGUGUAUGGGGUGCAGAGGGCGCUGCAGGUGGCGCCUGGGAGGCUGUUCACGCCUGCUGUGUACCAUGCUCUCAUGACUGCUGUGCUGCGAUGCAAGGCCGUCGAUUCUCCCUCCGCCCUCCUCCCCCCGUCCACCUUCAUAGCGCCCUGGGAGCAGCAGCUGCUACUAGCGCUCCUCCGCGCGCUGCCCUCUGCCGCGCCGCACACUCAGCUCGCAGUGCUCCAGGACCUGCUGCUGCUGCUCUCCCUCAACCCCGCCAACACACGCCUCCUCACCCACUCCCCUGAGUGGCCUGAGUGGCUGCUCGAGAUCCUGCUGGCAAACCUCGAGGUAGGACCUCCUUCCUCCUGCGUGCGCUGCCACUCCCCUGAGUGGCCCGAGUGGCUGCUCGAGAUCCUGCUAGCAAACCUCGAGGUAGGACCUCCUUCCUCCUGCGUGCGCUGCCACUCCCCUGAGUGGCCCGAGUGGCUGCUCGAGAUCCUGCUAGCAAACCUCGAGGUAGGACCUCCUUCCUCCUGCGUGCGCUGCCACUCCCCUGAGUGGCCCGAGUGGCUGCUCGAGAUCCUGCUAGCAAACCUCGAGGUAGGACCUCCUUCCUCCUGCGUGCGCUGCCACUCCCCUGAGUGGCCCGAGUGGCUGCUCGAGAUUCUCCUCUCAAGCCUUGAGGCCUUGCCUGCAACAGGCUCCCUCCAACCCACAGCAACGCAAGUCGAUGAGAAGGAGAGCACUGGAGGUGGCAGCAAUGGGGACUCGCGUGCAGUGCGCAGCAGCACAAGCGUGCAGGAGGAUGUGAAUGAGCUCAUCUUCAGCUUCCUGGGAAUAGUUUUUGAGCACUGCUUGACAGUCAAGCAGGGGUGGAAGGUCCUGGAGGCCUCCUUUCAGUGCCUGCUGUGGAAGGCACUCAUUGGGGGAAGCAGCGUGGGAGAGCAGCUAAAAAGGAGGCAAGCAGCAAUGGUAACCAUCCAUCGCAGGCUGUUACACGAAGCUCUGGACUUCACCGCCUCGCACCUCCCCGCAAACCCUCCUGCUCCUCCAAACCCCUCUCAACCCCACUCUCUCUCCUCCCCUCCGCCCUCUUCCUCUGCCCUAGACAUGCUCUCUCCACGCUCUUCCACCACCCCUGCUACUGCCGCCUUGCCUACCACUGCCUCUCCUGCUGCUGCUGCUGCUGCUGCUACUGCUGCUGCUGCUGCUGCCCCAACUGCUGCUGCCCCAACUGCUGCUGCUGCUGCUGCUGCCACCUGCCUGUUAGAAAACGCAGUGGCACUGCUGAUGCUGCUGGAAGAGUUUCUACGCAUGCAGGCUGAGAAGAAGAUUAGCGUGGGGGAGGGCGAGGAGGAAGAGGAAGGGGAGGAGGAGAGUGGGGAUGGCCUGGUGGAGGGUCAGAGGGUGGACAGGGAUGGAACAGACCCUCCCACUGCAGAUGCUACAGCUGCUAUAGCCGAUUCGCCUGCUACAGCUGCUGCAGAUUCUGCCUCUAAUGGAUCAGCCUCCCUUAUUUCCCUAGACAGCCCCCAACAAGAGCGGCAGGAGCGGCGGCUACAGACACAUGCAUCGCCAUCAGGCCUCGGGUCAGCAAUAGAGAGGAACCGCAAGAAGCACAAACCAAGGCGGUUCAAAGCCGUCCAAUCUGCCUUAGCUAGCUACGGAUCUAUUGUCCAAUCCCUGCCCGACAGCUGGCGCCGCCGGUCCCGGCUGUGGUUUGGAGAGGGUGUGGGGGAGGAAGGGGAGGAGGCAGUGGGGUGGGGGGGUGAGGGAGGAGGGAAGGGGGGGAAGGGAGGGGAGGCGGGUGGUAGUGAGGAGGGGAGCAGAGCAGAGGUGUCUGCUUUAGAGCGAGUGUUAUUAGAGCUUGCUGAACCUAUAGUGGAGGAUGAGGAGGAGGAUGAGGCAGGGGGAUGGGUAGACCUACGCCUAGUGCUAAAAGGUGUGACUAUACUGAAGGGUAUGCUUCUGGAGAAGGAGGGGGUGGGAGCAGCGGAGUCUGGCGUUUUGGCUGUGCUGGGAGGGGUGGGGGCAGGAAUGAGCGAGGCUCUUAAAGGGAUAUUGGAUGAUGAUCAAUCGCUUGUGACUAUAUUGAGGGUGGUGUUGGUGGCGGCUAGGGAGACGGAUGGGGGGGAGAUGGGUGGGGAGCUGAUCAGGAAAGGAGUGAGGGAGGGGGAGGAAGUCACGGAGAAAGUUCUGAGCUCCUUGCUGUGGAGUUCACUGUUCAACCUCCGUGCAUUUCCCUGCGGCUGUUUCCUGGCUGUUUUCCCUGUGGCUGUUUUCCCUGUGGCUGUUUUCCCUGUGGCUGUUUUCCCCGUGGCUGUUUUCCCUGUGGCUGUUUUCCCUGUGGCUGUUUUCCCUGUGGCUGUUUUCCCUGUGGCUGUUUUCCCUGUGGCUGUUUUCCCUGUGGCUGUUUUCCCUGUGGCUGUUUUCCCAACCCCGCUUGUCAGAAUCCUGGCGCCGCUCCUCACCACCUCUCGCCUCGACCAGCGGCAAAACUGCGCUCUCUCCGUCGCUGCAAUUCUGCACACAGAGAUUAUCCACUCAAUCGAUUGCGAUCGCACCAUACUGCGCCCCACCUUCCUCGCCCUCCUCCUCCCCCCCUUCACCGCCCUCCUCCGCAAGUGGCGCCCAUCCCUCCGCUGCCUCCGCCUCCUCUCAGACCACACAGGCGCCUCCCCCCUCUCAGACCUCAACACCCCGGCUCUUGCCACCGACGCCAGCCCUACAGAUGCUGCUCUUGCGUUUCUCUCCCCGGUGUGGGUCGCUGCGUUUGCCUCGCCGCCUGCUGCUGUCUGCCUGGCCGCCACUGCUGCUGCCACAGGCCCUGCUGCUGCUCAUGGCUCGGGUAGGAGCUGGAACAGCAGCAGCAGGAGCGGCGGUGGUGGUAGCGGUGUGGGUGGUGCAUUUUUCGGUGCUGGUGCUGCUGCUGGAAGGAUGGGGCGAGAGAGGAAGCUGGGGCACAUGGAUAGGCUGUACGGGCUGACAGAUGGCAGGCCGGGAGUGGACGGAGUUCCCGAGGCCGCCACGUCAGCGAAGCGGCGGGAGAAGGGGGACAUUCAGAGGUCUGGGCGGUGGAGCCUGUGGGAUUCGCUGGAAGGCGCGUGGGUAGAUGUGAUUGGUCUCAAACACCCUGCUCUCAAGCUCUCUAGUCUCCUGCACUCUUCUCCUGUCAAGGGCAGCAGCAGCGGUGUGAGCAGUAUCAAGGAGUGGGAUGAGGUGGAGAUGCGGUAUAGCAUCUCUCUGGGACCUAAAGUGGGGGGGUUGCAGCUCUACCUCUCGUCUCUGCUCGACCUCCUCGACUCACAGGUCAGUCAGCCUCCCCCAGCAGAGAAUGAGGUAGUAGGAGGACUGCAGCUCUACCUCUCCUCUCUGCACGACCUGCUCGACUCACAGACCCUGCAAGAAGCAAAGCUUCACUCACCCAUUGUGAAGGCUCGGGCGGCAGGAGCGCGCAUGUGGCGCUCUCUCAUUCGCCAGCUGCUCAAGUCUGGGCGGCUGUGUGGCGCUCGGGCAAGCCAUGAGGAAUUCCGCCAAUCACGAGCCGUGUGGCAGCUGGAUCGCAUGGAGACCUCUCUGCGCAUGCGCCGGCGCGUGAAGCCAUGCUUCUCCUCCACAACUGCUACUGCCAGGCUCCUUGUUUCCGGUCCCCACGGGGCCAUAAGGGGUGCUGCUGUAGCUGCAGAAGAUGCUGCUGCAGACGCCGGGUCCGAUGCUGCUGCUGGAGCAGCAGCAGCCACAGCUGAAGCCACAGAAACGAGUGCUGCAGCAGUGGAGGAGGCAGUGCAGCGGCUUGGGGGAGCCCUGCCUGCGCCUCUUGGGGGCUUCAUGAGGGGUGGUGGUGGGAAGGGGGAGAAGGAGGGGGUAGCGGAGGGGGAAGGGGAGAAAGAGCAGGUAAAGGGAGACGAGGAGGAAGGAGGGAAGGGAGGAGGGGAGGGAGGAGGAGAGGGAGGAGGAGAGGGAGCUGGGAAGGAGGAGGGAGGCGAGGAGGGAGGGGUAGGGAGAGGUGACGUGGGUGGGGGAGACGGAGCUACAGCAGGGGCUGUUGCUGAGAGGGAAGUGCUUGGGAGUGUAGUAGCAGGAGAGGAUGUAAGGAGGAAAGAGGUGGGAGAUGGUGUUGAGGGUGGUGGUGUGGAAGGGGGUGCGAGUGGAGGGAAGAAGCAUAAGCCAAGUGGAUCGUCCAGUGGUGGGAAGAAGAGAGCGAAACCGGGCGGCGUGGAGUGGACGCUAGUGGCGGAUGUGGACGGCGAAGAGGUGCUGGCUGACGUGGCAGCAAUGAUGGUACAGCCGCUGCGAACAGUGAAGGGGCGGCUGGUGGUUACCACCACUCGCCUCUGGUUCCACGUGGACCCCUCUGUGCCCUUCCGAGAGAGAGGGGGCGGAGGACAGGGAGAGAAGGGAGAGAAGAGUGAGAAGGGAGAGAAGAGUGAGGUGGGCGGAGGAAAGGAGGACGGUGGACAGGAGGAUGAGGCGAAAAGCAAUCAGGAGGCUUCGGUUUCGAGUAGCAGCGGCGGCAAAGAGGGGAAGGUGGGCAGCAGCGAAGGAGCGACAGGAGGAGAUGGGACUGCGCGUGGGAGCAUGGGCGAUCGCGUGUGGCGGCUCUCAUCUGUCCGCGAAGUGCUGACUCGACGCUACCUUCUGCGUCGCUCUGCCCUGGAGAUAUUCAUGAUAGACCGGUCCAACUUCUUCUUUGCCUUUGAGGGGGCCGAGGAGCGCAAGAGAGUGCACCGCGCCAUCGAGAGGGCCCACCCGCCGCACUUCCAGCACCUCUUCUCUGCAUCUCAGCGACCGGAGACCAUGCUGGAGAAGCUUCAGCUCACCAAGAAAUGGGUCAACAGAGAAAUCACCAACUUUGAGUACCUCAUGCACCUCAACACUCUCGCCGGGCGAUCCUUCAACGAUGUCACUCAGUACCCCGUCUUCCCGUGGGUAAUUCAGGAUUAUACCUCCAAGGAGCUCGAUCUCACCAAGACAGCCACAUUCCGCGACCUCUCAAAGCCCAUGGGAGCGUUGACUCAGCCGCGCCUGGCAAAGAUAACCGAGCGCUACGAGUCAUUUGACGACCCGGUCAUUCCCAAGUUCCACCACGGCACGCACUACUCCAGCGCUGCAAUAGCCUCCCACUAUCUCGUGCGUCUGGAGCCCUUCACCUCUCUCGCUGCAUCUCUCCAGGGCGGCAAACUGGACCACCCCGACCGGCUAUUCAGGGAUGUGGCGAGCACGUGGAGGGGGGUUACGACCGACAUGGCCGAUGUGAAGGAGCUGAUCCCCGAGUGGUUCUGCCUGCCAGAGAUGUUUCAGAACGUCAACGGGAUCCCUUUAGGCUCAACACAGCAAGGGGAGGAGAUCGGGGAUGUGGUGCUGCCGCCCUGGGCUGACAGCUCGGUUGAUUUUGUGCACAAGCAGCGGGCGGCACUGGAGAGCGAAUACGUCAGCAGCAACCUGCACCAUUGGAUCGACCUCAUCUUCGGGUACAAGCAGACAGGGCAAGAGGCAGUGAAGGCGCACAACGUGUUCUUCUAUGUGACCUACGAGGGCGCUGUUGAUAUUGACUCGGUUCAUGACCCUGUCACUCGGCAGGGCCUGGAGGAUCAGAUCAAGUACUUCGGCCAAACGCCCUCACACCUCUUCACCGCUCCUCACCCCAAGCGCAUCCCUCUCGACCAAGCCCUACACCUGCAU